UUUGGAGGGGUUAAAAAACAGAAUAAAUCCCUGCAUUUUACUAAAUCGCAAGCUAUCCAAGGAGGAGACGGAAAAAAAAAAAAGAAAAAAAAACUACAAGUCCCGUGGUGCUUUGCGCAGACUACGGAAGCCGAGCAGGGCGUGCAAAAUCUGUGUGAGGAGAGGCGGGGCUAAGCGAAAGCGAGGCUCGGAAUCCCAGAAUAGCAGGCGGGCGGGUCCGGGGCUCAGCUGUCUUGUCCUCCGCCGUACGAGGAAGAGAGAUGCACAGGGCUGGAAGAUGGCCGAGCUGCAGAUGUUAUUAGAGGAGGAGAUCCCGGCCGGGAAGAGGGCGCUGAUCGAGAGCUACCAGAACCUCACCCGGGUGGCGGAUUACUGCGAGAGCAACUACAUCCAGGCUCCAGACAAGAGGAAAGCAUUAGAAGAGACCAAGGCCUACACGACCCAGUCUUUGGCCAGCGUUGCCUAUCAGAUCAAUGCAUUGGCCAACAAUGUACUGCAGUUGCUGGACAUCCAGGCUUCCCAGCUGCGGAGGAUGGAGUCCUCCAUCAACCAUAUCUCCCAGACUGUGGACAUCCACAAGGAGAAGGUGGCUCGUCGAGAGAUCGGCAUCUUAACUACCAACAAGAACACCGCAAGGAGCCAUAAGAUUAUAGCGCCGACCAACAUAGAGCGCCCCGUCAGGUACAUUCGAAAGCCCAUAGACUACACGGUGCUUGACGAUGUAGGCCACGGAGUGAAGUGGCUAAAAGCCAAGCAUGGAAGUAACCAAGCGGCAAGAACCGGAACAUUAAGCAGGACUAAUCCUCCUACACAGAAGCCGCCCAGUCCACCCAUGCAGGGCCGGGGUACCCUGGGGCGCAAUACUCCAUACAAAACCCUGGAACCCGUUAAACCUCCUACAGUUCCUAAUGAUUACAUGACCAGUCCGGCUCGGCUCGGAAGUCAGAACAGCCCAGGCAGGACCGCGUCGCUGAAUCAGAGACCAAGAACACACAGUGGAAGCAGUGGAGGCAGCGGUAGUAGAGAAAACAGUGGCAGCAGUAGCAUUGGCAUUCCUAUAGCUGUGCCAACACCUUCACCACCAACUAUUGGGCAAGGUGUCUCUGGUGGUCCCACACCUUCACCACCACCUCCUCCACCGCCACCACCUCCACCCCCUCCUCCAGUUGGCGGUGGCCCGGCUCCCGGAUCCCAGUUUGGCUCAAUGGCAAGGCAGAUCUCUCGGCACAACUCUACCACAUCUACGACUUCUUCAGGGGGAUACAGGCGGACACCCUCUGUCACCUCCCAGUUCACGGGUCAACCUCACAUCAACGGUGGGCCGCUGUAUUCUCAAAACUCAAUUUCUAUCGCUUCUCCCCCUCCCCCAAUGCCUCAAUUGACUCCACAGAUACCUCUCACAGGCUUCGUGGCCAGGGUGCAAGAAAACAUUGCUGAUAGUCCUACACCACCGCCUCCGCCCCCGCCUGAUGAGAUUCCGCUGUUCGAUGACUCUCCUCCUCCCCCACCGCCGCCCCCUGUAGACUAUGAGGAAGAAGAAGCUGCUGUGGUCCAAUACAGUGACCCUUACGCAGAUGGAGAUCCCAUAUGGGCUCCCAAGUCUUAUAUUGAAAAAGUUGUUGCCAUUUAUGACUACUCAAAGGACAAAGAAGACGAGCUUUCCUUCAUGGAGGGAUCAAUAAUAUACGUCAUUAAGAAGAAUGAUGACGGCUGGUAUGAAGGGGUCUCCAACGGAGUAACCGGCCUCUUCCCCGGAAAUUAUGUGGAAACAAUCAUGCACUAUGCGGAUUAAUGUUUUACCUACUUUUCCUUUUUCUUUUUUUUCUCCAAAAUCCAGUACUAAGUCUAAUCUGAUUUUAAAUUUUAAGAAAUAAUGUUUUCAUACAUAUAAAACUGUGGCGUUUUUUUUUUUUUUUUCUCCUAUCAAAUUUUUUUUUCUCCUUUUUAACCCAUUUCGUGCUGGAGAUCUGCUCUUGCACCAAAAAGAAUUUAUACCUAAUCCAUUUAUGGUCUAGGAAAACAAAUUUACCUAAAUGCCUCAAGACCAAAUUGGUUGAUGGACCUAACAAAAUUGGCGCCAGUUUCCUGCUUGUGUAUUCUUGCGUUAGCAUUUUUUUUUUUUUUUUACAUUUCCAGAUUAGAACUUCAUUGGGAAGUAGGGGUAUAGGGUGUAACGACCGUUGAUCAAUCAUCCUGUGCCACCGACGUAUGUUUUGCUCUUAACACACGUUCUCCAUGCAGCAUGAAAACUAACACUACGUUAGGCCGCCAUUAUAACAUUGGACUCCGACUCGAUGCUACUGCUGGUUGUAUUGCCUUCUACAUACCUGUUCAUUCUUAAUAUAACAAAAUGUAAUUGUUUUUAAAGCAUGCAUACGAAAAAAAAAAGAAUCACGCAUAAAAAUUUAUGUACCGAAAUAUUUUUUUAAAAUCCGCAAUGCUUCCGAAUCGUUAUAACUACUCACCGGUAAAAAAAAAAGAAAAAAAUAAUGUCUGUGUAACAAUACUGGUUGUUAUCUGUAUUUUGUAAAUUGUACCGCUUCAACUGCUGCGCCGGCCAUUCCCCGAAUACGCCACUCUUCAACACUGAGUCCCACUUAAGUCGUAUUUCCAUGUUUUUAACGCGUGCGGCCAUGACGGCUCACGUUUUUUCUUUUCCAUAAUACGGAGCCAAAUCAUGGACUAUAUGUGUUACCUAAAGGCACAAUUCCUCUGGAAUGUAGCGCAGGAAGAGGAAAUCCUGUAGACACUUCUGGAUUUUUUUUAUUUUAAUAUUUGAGAAUUGAUACCUGGUUUUAUUCUGUCUCUAAUAAACUGUCUGUAUACAGCGCCGCGCUGCCAUCACUGCAUGUCUUAAACACGAUUGGAUGUUACUUUGAUCAUACGUGUAAGCGUUUGGACCUUUUUGAUAUGAGCUCAUUUUGUAUUACUAUUGGAUUAACUACUGUCAUGUGACCGGGCGGCAUGGCCCGUUACGUGCAUACGAGACCACUCCGAUCUUGGCACAGCCUACUGAUCCAGGCCCGGCAACCAGGCCUACAAAAGUGUCAUCUUAAUCUAUUGGUUUGUUACAGUUUUUUUUAUUUUUUUGCUCUUUUUUGCUCUGCGAUGUUGUCAUUGAUUUUUACUGACUUAAUGCUUUACUUGUGGGCACAGCAGUACCUGCCACCUCAUACCUGCCAGGGUGAAGACCAGAGGUCGGUAGGAAUUCCAUUUCUGCAGUUUUCUAUGUAGGUGGAUUGUAAAUGUGCGGCAUGUAAGAGAUUAUGUGAUGUUCAAUACGAUGUUGUAAAAUGUACAUAGAUCAGCAUUUAGACAUUUAUCUUUACCUCCCCAUGAUGUGGUUUUUAUAUCCGAUUUUAGUGAAAAUCUCAACGCCUCCCAUUUAUCCGGUUCAGCUGGCAUAACCUGAAAUGUCUCUCCUCGCACUAACCUGGCAUGAACGCCUCAUCCUGUAGUGAUGGAUUAAGUAAAGGGCAAAAAAGACAAAGGGAAAUAUGGUUGCUGAAUUGUGUAUUUUUAUACGGUAUUAUUUACAGAAAAGCUGCAUAUUGACCCUCCAAAAAGAUCUGCUACAGAAGUAGUUUUUUUUUUUCAAUACAAGCCUAUUCCUUUUAGGGAUUAAAGAACUGGGGCUGGUAAAGUGGCAACGUAACUAAAUGGGGCUGACUAUCCUGGAUACAUUCUACGAAUAGUAUAGUGACUGUAUAUUUGUGUUCACACUUUGCAAUUUUCCAAAAGACAGACUCAAAACGGCUACAUGAGUAAAGCUUAAAGGGGAAUUCCAGUACAUAAUAACGUAGUUCUUAUACACAGGAUAUGGUAUAAAUGUCUGAUUGGGGGGGGUGGGGU
Messenger RNA from Hyla sarda, 3852 nucleotides. RefSeq names its product abl interactor 1 (gene ABI1). The transcript is spliced from 12 exons. Gene Ontology annotation, molecular function: SH3 domain binding. NCBI's taxonomy places the organism in Eukaryota, Metazoa, Chordata, Amphibia, Anura, Hylidae. The record is from RefSeq and is a predicted model, not a curated record. Gene Ontology annotation, cellular component: intracellular anatomical structure; lamellipodium. Bases 278 to 1792 code for a protein of 504 amino acids.